AAGGAGGCAUGGCAGCUAGGGUUCGUGCGCCACUCAUCCCCAUCUCCCUCCGCCGUCGACUCCCUUCAUACCAGUAGCGCCGCCCACCCCAUCCGCCGAAUAGUAGCGCUGCCCAUUCCAUCCGCUCGGAAGAACCGCCGCCCUCCUCCCUUCACCAUCCACCGCACCUAUCCAAGGUAAAAGCACAAUCUGCGUAUUCGCCGAAAAGUAGCGCUGCCCACUCCAUCCGUUCGGAAGACCCGCCGCCCUCCUCCCCUCACCAUCCACCGCCCCUAUCCAAGGACAUUCUCCGUGCACCGCCCUUCUAUCCCCGUGCGGAGGUUAGGCCUCCACGCCGAAGCUUGUUUCAGGCUUGUCCUAGUACAUAAUAUUGCUCGCCUCUCCUGUCUCCUCUCCUCGUCGAGCGGUUGUGGGUGGUCGAUCCAUAAGGCCGGAAUGGCAAACCACCAGGAGAAGCCCACCACGUCCCCACCGCCCCAGCCGGCGGAGGGCAGCGUCGCUCGCCCCCGCUUGCCCGGCGUCGGCAACGCACACCCGGGCAGUGCCGGAUACCCAAACCCGCCAGAUGCCGCGAUCCCCGAUGCGGCGACUCUUCGGGACCAGUGGCGGUUUGCCGUGCGGCAGUACAGCCGCUGGUACUCCCACGCCUGGGGCACCGCCAUCCUUGCCGGCGCCGCCUUCUUCGCGCUUGGGUGGCUUGUCAAGGGGUCAAACCCGCUCCCGUCCCGGGCCGAGCCACAACACGGCGCCAUUGGCAAAUCCGUCGCUAAGGAGGACAAUUGACCGGCUUAGGUGAACCACCUUGAGUUACGAGCUACAGUUUUAGUACAGGAUUUCAAGCCGUUCGGUUGCUGGUCAUGGUGUUGGCUGUUGGUACAGUAUUUGGUGAGAGCUUGAUGUCACAGCAGCAGUAGAAGCGGUGCUGUAAAACCUGGCAGCCGAACAGCGUGAAAGGAAGGUUUGUAUUUCAAAGGAUCUAUAACAAUCAAAUUCUGCGGUUUUGAUUAUGUCCGUUCUAUCGUUGAGCUGAUAUUGUAGUUCAGUUCUUUCUUGUGCUUGGAGUAUUAUUACAUACAUGUAUGACAAUAUGAGUUAAUAAACUUGGAGCGCUUUGAAUUAUGC
Zea mays is the source of this 1122-nucleotide messenger RNA. RefSeq lists its product as uncharacterized. Lineage: Eukaryota; Viridiplantae; Streptophyta; Magnoliopsida; Poales; Poaceae. The record is from RefSeq and is marked predicted.